AUGAAAACUAGAUUCUGGGAGGAUAAGUGGAUUCUUGAUGAGGCAUCAUGCAAUGUUUUUCCUCAUCUCUAUGCAGCUGCAAGAUCCAAGUUUAAAUCUGUAGCAGAUAUAUGUGUUGGCAAUCUUACAUAUUUUUUUCAAAAGAUGCUACUUCCUAGAAGAAUAUAUGUCCAAGCUAAUAUCAUAGGCUUAAGGAGACCUAGAUCCAAAGAUAAAUUAAGAAGUUUAGUUAAAAAUUUUAGUCCUACAUUAGUUUGGGUGGUGGAGCCAAAAGUGAAAUGGAAUUCUAAUGACUGCAAAAGUCUUAAACUAGCAGGUAUGAAUCAAAAAGUAAUUCGUAAUUCAAUAGAUGGUAUUAAAGGAAAUAUUUGGCUUUUCUGGAGUGCUUCUAUAACUGAACCAAAGGUGAUUUCAAUAACUAGACAGGUGAUUACUGUGAAUGUUGGUGGUGUUCUAGUUUCUGGAAUUCAUGCAGCUUCACUUACAGUUGAUAGAAGAGAAUUAUGGAAUGAAUUAAUGGUAAUAAAUUCCAUGGAUUUACCUUGGAUGUUAAUUGGGGAUUUUAACACAGUUUUAAGUGCAGAUGAAAAAAUAGGGGGAAGAUCUCCUUUAAGAGCAGCUAUGCAAGAUUUCCAUGCAGUGAUCAAUUUUUGUAGUUUAGUUCAAUCUCCAAGUUCGGGUCUACAAUUUACAUGGAGUAAUAAUAGAGCAGGUGUAAAAAGAAUUGUUUGUACUUUGGAUAGGGCUUUGUAUAAUGUCAAGUGGAUUGAGAAAUAUCCUACUUGGUGUUACAAUGUUGUAAUAAGAAAUAUAUCUGAUCAUAGUCCGCUUUUGGGGUCUUGUGUAAUGAUGCCUAAACCUAAAAAUAUUCCUUUUAGAGUUCUAAAGAUUUGGCUGGAGCAUGAAGAUUUCAAAAGACUAAUCAAUGAAGUUUGGAAUGAAGAUUUGCAAGAUGCUGAAAAAGAAGUUUUGAAUUCUACAAUUCUUUCAGACCAAGACCCAAGUAAUAUUUCACUUUUAAACAAUCUGGUGGUGGCAAGAGGAAAACAAGAGAUAUUAACUAGGCAACAUCAUUCAAUAUUGCAACAGAAGCCAAGAAUUAGAAAUGCUGCAAAUACUAUAAUUGAAAUUGAAGAUGAAGAUGGAUCCAUCAUAAAUGAACAGUUGUUGAUUGCAAAAUCUCUUGAGAAUCAUUUUAAGGAGAAAUUCAAAUUCAAGGAAGUUAACUUCAUGGAAGGAAUUUUUUAUACAAUCCCAGAGGUUAUAAAUGCAGAAGACAACAUGAUGUUAGAGAGCAUUCCUUCAGGCCAGGAAAUCAAAAAUGCAAUUUUUUCUCUAAAUGCUGAUAGUGCUCCUGGGCCUGAUGGCUUUCCAAGUUUUUUCUACAAGUUUGAUUGGGAAAUAAUUGGAGAAGGUGUUAUAAAAGCUGUGCAAUCCUGUUGGAGAAAAGGUAUUAUUCCAAGAGGACUCAACUCUAAUUUUCUAUUCCUAUUACCUAAAGUAAAAUGUGCUAGAAGACCAACUCAAUUUAGGCCUAUAGGAUUGAGUAAUUUCAGCUUCAAGAUAUUUACAAAGAUAAUGACAUCAAGAAUGAAUGGGUUGAUGGAGAAAUUAGUGUCUGAACAACAAGGAGCCUUCAUAAAAAACAGAUGCAUUCAAGAACAAAUUGUUUUAGCAUCUGAAAUGAUAAAUGAAUUAGAUACCAAGAGGAGAGGUGGAAAUGUAGGAUUAAAAUUGGACAUAACACAAGCAUAUGAUUCAUUAAGAUGGGAAUUCUUAUUUGAAGUUAUGGUAAAAUUUGGUUUCUCUCAAAAGUACAUAAAAUGGUUACAUCAAUUGUUCACUUCAGCUAGAGUUUCUGUCUUAGUGAAUGGAGGUCCAGUUGGUUUUUUUGAAGUGAGUAGAGGGUUGAGACAAGGUGAUCCAUUAUCACCAAUUUUGUUUGUAUUAGCUGAGGAUGUUUUGAGCAGGAGUUUAAGCAAAAUGGUUGAGGAAAAUAGGAUUGCUCCAAUGGUUAACUACAAAGGAGUACACCCUACCCACAUUCUAUUUGCAGAUGAUGUCUUUCUUUUCUUCAAUGGGCAUAAAAGGAAUAUACAAAAGGUAAUGAAAUUAUUAAGUGAUUAUCAAUCAUCCUCAGGCCAAGUCAUAAAUCAAAUGAAGAGCAAGCUUUUUGUAGGAGGAAUAACUGAAGCCAGGAAGUACCAAAUUGCUAAUGAGCUUCAAAUGAAUCUUUCUUCAUUCCCAGACAAGUAUUUGGGAGUAAACUUGAAACCAGGAGCUGUGAGGUCAAGUACAGUUUGGUGUGUGGUGGAAAUGAUACAAAACAAACUAACUGGUUGGAUUGAGAAGAUGUUAUCAUUCAAGGACAUACUAACCCUUAUCAAAUCAAUUUUGUGUAGCAUUCCCAUUUAUAACAUGUCAGUCUAUAAGUGGCCUACAAGUGUAGUGAAAACUUGUGAGAAACUUAUAAGAAACUUUCUAUGGACAGGGGAUCCAUAUGAGAGAAAAUGUAUAACUUUAAAGUGGAAUGAAACAUGUUCACCAAUGGAGGAGGGUGGUUUGGGCAUAAGGAGAAUGGAAGUAAUAAACAAGGCUUUACUGAUGAAAUUAGUAUGGAAGAUACAAAAUUCUGAAGUUGAAUGGGCAAGAUUUAUGAGAGCAAAGUAUAUAAAGGCAGAUGGUGAAUGGAUUUCAGGUUAUAAAAAGUCUUCAGUAUGGCCAGGUUUGAAAUGGGUACUAGAUGAAGUAAAGUUACAUACUAGAUGGAUCACUGGUUCAGGCGAGCAAAUAUCAGUAUGGAGUGAUGCUUGGAUAAAAGAUAAACCACUUAAUGAGAUAUAUGAAGAGGAUGAAUAUAUGAUGCAGAACAAAAACAUGAAAGUUGCAGAGUUGAUUGUUGCUGGUGAGUGGCUGAUUCCUUCUAGAAUGCUUCAAUAUUUUCAAGUAGAAGAAUUACCUGUUUUAUCAAAAACAAAAGAUACUAGGGUUUGGAAUGGAACUAUGUCAGGUGAAUUCACAGUACACUCAGCUGUUGAAUGUAUUAGAGAGCAUUAUCAAAAGGUGACAUGGGCAAGACAUGUUUGGAAUCCUAUUCUUCAUCCAACAACAGCAAGCAAUGUAUGGAAGAUAGUGAGGGGUAUCUGCUCAACUGAUGAAAAAAGAAAAAGCAAGGGUUGCAGUUUAGCAUCAAAGUGCUAUAUGUGUGGUGUUGAUUCUGAUAAUCUUGAACAUAUAUUAUGGUUUUGUAAUUUCAGUCAGAUAAUAUGGAAAUGGCUAGGUGGUAUCUUCUUGUUCUGCAACCCUGAAUCAUAUGAAGAUGUUAUGAACUUUGCAAAGAAUAAAAGUGGAGCUGUAAAGGAUAUAUGGUUACUGGUUGCUUCCAUUACAAUGAUGGAGCUAUGGUUCUUAAGGAAUAGAAUUUGCUUUGAAGAAGAGAAAGUAAACUUGGGUAAUUUCAACAGAAGAAUAAAACAGUAUACAAAAGUCUGUGCAGUGAGAAUAAAAAUCUAUAUGUGGGAGUGUAGCUAUGAUUACAUGGUCUUUAAGAAUUUUGAUCUUAAACAUCAACCAAUAAAGCCUCAAAGAAUUAUUGAAGUGAGUUUCUUCUUACCUGCAAGAGAUCAGAUACUCAUAUGUUUUGAUGGGUCAUCUAGGGGCAAUCCAGGUGCAGCAGGAUAUGGUUUUGUGUGCAGAGAUGAAAUGGGAGGUUGUAUAUAUGCUGAAGCUAUUGGCUUGGGAAUUGCAACUAAUUACAUUGCAGAAUUAAUGGCUAUUACAGGCGCAGCUGAAUGGGCUAUACAGAACAACAAACUUGAUAUAUGUAUUAACUCUGAUUCUAAAGCAGCAGUGAGUGCAUACAUAUCAGGAAGACUGCCUUGGUUCAUGCAGGUAAGAUGGAAGAGAUUAAAGGAUCUAUUGAAUAAUAUCAAACUUGUACAUAGCUUGAGAGAAGUAAAUUUCUCUGCUGACUCCAUGGCAAAGAAGGGUGCAGGAUUGGUGAGAGGGGGAAAGAUCAUUUUCAAUUCAUAA
Molecule: messenger RNA, 4032 nt
Organism: Papaver somniferum (opium poppy)
Lineage: Eukaryota; Viridiplantae; Streptophyta; Magnoliopsida; Ranunculales; Papaveraceae
Exons: 3
Coding region: 1-4032 (1343 amino acids)
Molecular function (GO): RNA-DNA hybrid ribonuclease activity; nucleic acid binding
Source: RefSeq, a predicted model, not a curated record